AUAACCCUCCGGUGUUUGUGUGCACGUCCCUGUUUUCUGUCAUUUUAAGCGCUCGCUCCUUUUCGUCUGCGUCUCUUCAGUCGUAGUCUGUAUCUGCUGCAAACUCAGAGAGACCAGCAGCACCACAACACAGCCACAACAGUGUGGAGUGGGCGUCAAAAUCCCCACGCCACUUAUGAAAAUGGACUGAGUUUUUGUCCGCCCUUUCGAGCCAAGGCUCUCUUGUUCACGGGGAGCUGAUAGAAGAUGACCCUUUUCUCUUCGCUUGAGGAGGCUUUGCUGCUGUGUGGGGGAGUGGGUUACAUCCUGUGGCGUUUCCUGUGUUUGUAAACUAGACGGUACAGAAAACGUCGGGCGAGUGAAGCAGAAAGGUAGUUUUAAUGCUUGAUGAGUGAGGUGGGUGUGGCUUCCCACCAGCCCGACCAUCCUGACUGACGGAUCUCUGGAUGACCUUGUCCCCACCCCUGCCCCUGCGCUCACAUAUACAACAGCAAUGUCACAUCUGCCCAGCAGCUCAGUCCGCGACCAUAUGAAAUGGGCGGGGCUGCUUGGCUGCGAAGCGGUCCUGUCCAGUAUGGCCCUGAUGCAGGCCAGCUCCAUGGCCGCUCCACCCAAAAAAAUGAUGGCUCCACUUGGCCAUGCACCACCGCAGAGAGAGGGACCUGACCGCGCUCCUCAGAGCCAUAUGAUCCUCCCAUCUGGAAUGAGCUGUCCACCCCUGCUUAUCCGGAAGGAAGGUGAAUUCCAAGCUCCCCGCCUGCUGGAUGAGAAAGAGAUGAGGGCCAACGAGGACAUGCAGCAGAAAAAAAAGAACAGGAAAUCAGUAACGCCCUGUAAAGUGAGAGAACAAGAAGGAAGGGGAGGGAAGGGCGCAGGUGGCGAUGAGAAUGGUCCAUCAUCCAAAGUGCAGAAAAACUUUAUUUGUGAUCACUGUUAUGGAGCGUUUAGGAGUGGAUACCACCUCAAAAGACACAUCCUCAUUCAUACAGGGGAGAAGCCGUAUGCUUGUGCCGUAUGUGACAUGAGGUUUAUUCAGCGUUACCACCUGGAGAGACACAGCCUCAUUCACACGGGGGUGAAGCCGUACGCUUGUUCCAUGUGUGACAUGAGAUUUUUCCAGCGUUACCACCUGGAGAGACACAGACUCACUCAUACGGGGGUGAAGCCGUACGCUUGCUCCAUGUGUGACAUGAGGUUCUUCCAACGUUAUCAUCUGGCAAGACACAGCCUCACUCAUACUGGGGUGAAGCCAUACGCUUGCUCCAUGUGUGAUAUGAGAUUUUUCCAACGCUACCACUUGGCAAGACACAGCCUCACUCACACGGGGGUGAAGCCAUAUGCUUGCUCUAUGUGUGACAUGAGAUUUUUCCAGAGAUACCACCUGGCAAGACACACUCUCACCCAUACGGGGGUGAAGCCAUACGCUUGCUCCAUGUGUGACAUGAGGUUCUUCCAGCGUUACCAUUUGGCAAGACACAGCCUCACUCAUACUGGAGUGAAGCCAUAUGCUUGCACCAUGUGUGACAUGAGGUUUAUACAACGUUACCAACUGGAGAGACACAGUCUCACUCAUACAGGGGUGAAGCCGUACGCUUGCACCAUGUGUGACAAGAGGUUUUUUCAGCGCUACCACCUGGCGAGACACAGCCUCACUCAUAUGGGUGUGAAACCUUACGCUUGUACCAUGUGUGACAUGAAGUUUUUUCAGCGUUACCACCUGGCGAGACACAGCCUCACUCAUACGGGUGUGAAACCUUAUGCUUGCACCAUGUGUGACAAGAGGUUUUUUCAGCGCUACCACCUGGCGAGACACAGCCUCACUCAUAUGGGUGUGAAACCUUACGCUUGUACCAUGUGUGACAUGAAGUUUUUUCAACGUUACCACCUGGCAAGACACAGCCUCACACAUACGGGUGUGAAACCUUAUGCUUGCACCAUGUGUGACAAGAGGUUUUUUCAGCGCUACCACCUGGCGAGACACAGCCUCACUCAUAUGGGUGUGAAACCUUUUGCUUGUACCAUGUGUGACAUGAGGUUUGUUCAGCGUUACCACCUGGCGAGACACAGCCUCACUCAUACGGGGGUGAAGCCGUAUGCUUGUUCCAUGUGUGACAUGAGGUUUAUUCAGCGUAACCACCUGGAGAGACACAGCCUCACUCAUACGGGAGAGAAGCCAUUUGCUUGUGACAUGUGUGAUAUGAGGUUUAUUCAGCGCUACCACCUUGAGAGACACAAGCGUGUCCAUAGUGGAGAGAAGCCUUACCAGUGUGAACGGUGCCAGCAGAACUUUUCGCGCACAGACCGACUGUUGCGACAUCGGCGGUUGUGCCAGGGGCGCGGCGUAGCCAAAGUAGAGAAUCAGCCCUGUUGCGAACCACGCCCAUAUCCCCAAGAACCCCCACCGGCACCACCAACCUGGAGCCCCCUGCAUCCACCUCCGGGUCGACUGGCGGUCUGACAUUCCAUCUUCCCUGGAUCCACAACACCUCCAGAGACGGGACAAGCCACAGGGUUUCUUCUCAGCUCUGUGCAGAGUGCCAUCACAUUCUAGCACAGACUGAUCUUGCAGCUCGAGUCUUGGGAUUAAUAACGACAGCGGGACAUUUGUGGGGUUUUUUUGUUGACUUUUUACUGUGUUUCUGUUUCUUCCCAUUUUUUAAGAUGAGACUUUUCUGUGAUAAACGGUGGUCCUGUUUUGUACUUAAUCUAUUUGAUUUUUGCAAAAAAAAAAAAGUUUAUUGUUCAAAAAAAAAAAAAUUUGCAUUUGGUGGUACUCGGACAGGAAACGGUUGACUGUGUGAUGAGGUGGUGAAGAAGAGUAUUUGAGCUUCUUUCUAAUUUUUUGUUGUUUAUUCUCUUUGGCCUGGAAAGGAUCAUAAAAGCAUUUCAGGUUAAAGUUAUUAAAGUUAUUAAAACUGAACUUUUCUUCCAGGUAAAGUGAGGAAACUAUGUUGGCAUUUCAUGUACAGACCGGAGUUUACUUGCCUUGUAUCGGACAGUGUUAAGCAUAAAGACAGGUCAUUGAAAGCAUCAUUAUUAUCAUUAUUAUUAUUAUUAUUAUUACUGUGUAAAUCUGAUGUGAUACAUAAAGUGUUUCCUGGCUUUUUCAGCUCGGAAGGUCCAGUUUUAAUGAUUAUUUUGUAAGAAAAACAAGGUGUUGACGUAAAUUGGAAUUUGGCUCAAAUGCAGUCUUUGGCCACCGUCACCAUUGUAUCCUGAGAAAACCCGAGUAACUUUGUGUGACAUAAAACAUCAAUAACUGUAAAACCAGGACUUCCAAGAAACGAAAGUGCGACCUGCAGUCGACGAGGUUCGCACUUAACGCGUGUCGGGUCACAGAGCGUCACGCAUUUCUCUCUGAUUUGAAGAGGCAGAACAGGACGGCAGACUUGGCGAGCCCUCCUUCAUGUGUACUGAGGGCAUGUGGUGGUGUUCAGCUGUAAAUAUACAGAACAUGUAUAGAGAUCUGCAGCACUAAAGCAGGACAUUUCCUCUGUUCGCUCAUGCUGCACAGAUCCUGGUGUAUAAUGAUGCAGGUUAGCCACUUUUGAAGUCCAGUGAUGUUUGUACAGAUCACUUUGUGAGAUUAGUGGGCGUAUACAAAAUCUUGUGGCCUUAGUAUGUUUCUGUUGUUUUCUUUUCUUUUCUCAUCUGCCUUUUUCUUGGCCGUUUAUUAUUGUGGAUCAGAUGUAUUUACUAGCCUUUCGUCAUCAUCAUCAUCAUAUUAUUAUUAUUAUUUUUAAUCCUUAAGCUGUCGUGGUUACUGAAUGUGGAUGGAUUCAGUGGCGCUGAACCAGACUAAUGUGCUCUUCUGUUGAGAAGUCAUGUUUAUGGUGAUAACUGAAUAUUUUGGGUCAUAGUUACUGGUGAUGGUGUAACACAGAAUAUAAUCCUAAAAAAAAAGGAGGCCCUUGCGCGUGGCGGUCCGUGUGAGAAGACAGUCGUGCUACGUUGUUUUCCACGCGGCGGUGCUUUGGCUGGUCGCAGGCCGCGGCAGGAUCAACACCUGCUUGACUCUGCCGCACACCUAACAACUGCUUUUUCAUCCAGACAUUACUAUACAGUUGGUGUGGAAUAAUGGUCACGUCUUUGGGUUUAGCCUUAAGUUGCGGAUACACAAAUAGUCAUUGUAGUACUAAAUGAUAGCGUUAUAAGCGAUUUCUUUUACCUUUUGAACUUUUGAAAGUACUCGGUACAGCAAGGAGUGGCCCCACGGGGCCCGCUUUGCUGCUUUUUAAUGACUUUCUCAAACACGCUCCUUUCUGUGACUGGUAAACUUGUGAUCACGUCGUCCUGUUGUUUAACCCAGAAAUGUCAGUGCAGACUGGGGCGAAUAAUCUGUUGGUAACUACGGUCUUAUUCGGAUAAAUAGUGAGUGGUCCAGAUGAUACUUGUGGAGAUGGGAGUCCCGCCACGCUUUCUAUGGUCUGAAUUGUAGGAUAAAGAGAUGUUUGUGUUCGAUACAGAGAAGUGGAAGACUGAGUCGAGUGAUGUUUUACCAAAAGUAUUAAUGAGAAGCUUUCUUUAAAUGGUCCAUUGAUUAUCAAAUCUGUGUGCACAAAGAUGGGAUUCUGUUAUCAGCGGCUUGGCCUUUUAAAGAGCAGAGGAGCCAAGUUUGAGAAAUGAAAUCCUCUGCUGUGGAAACACUAUUCCCAAUCUGUGGAAGGGACACUUCUGGUGUGAGCACAUACUGAAAACGGCAAAAGGGCAAUACAAUAUAUAGUAGACGUCACUUGUUAAUACGUUUUUGUCAUUCACUGUUUUUAGUAUUCUCAUUGUUAAAUGCAAUAGAAUCCUGUUGUAAGAUUGAGGUUUUAUUUUCUUCUUUUUACAGACAGAUCAAAGGAGGCUUUUGUUUUUCUGUUUUUUUUUUUUGUCUGCGAGUUUGUCAUCACAUUUUUGAUGAUUGUUUCAAGGACCUUUUUUAUUCUGAUGAAAUUGUAAACACUGGAGUGUAAGGAAAAAAAGACAAAAAAAGAGAUGGAUAUUUUUGUCCUUCAAUCUGUACUAGAUUUUAGGUUUUAGACAAAGCCUAUUUCUCCUCAACUUGACACGAAAGGCGGACAGAACAAUUUGGAUCAGUACAGUUGAGAGCCCAGUAUGUUCGGUGAUUUUUGACACUAGAGGCAGUAGUACUGCAAGAAAAUGUUUUCUUUCUUAUACAAAGUCCCUGGUAUUUGUAGUAAAUUAUAUUGACAAUGGUAUUAGAUGAACAACAGCAUAACAGUAGCUAUCACAGAUUAGUUGUUUUCUUUAUUAGUCUUGCAUGCAGAGUUAUGGUCCUCAGUUAAGAUAGGAUCUUGAUAUUGAUUAUUUUGUGUAGGAAAAUGAGUGCAUAAGAAUAACUUCCUAAAAAAAUGUUACAAUGAUUAAUGUAAAAUGGGCUAACUAAUAUGUACCCUUGUGAUCCAAUUAGUUUCAACUGUAUGAAAAUCAGAGGAGAGGCUUCUUACUAUUAUGCUGAAAUAAUAAAAAAAAAAGAAUUUGUAAAGGAA
Messenger RNA from Neolamprologus brichardi, 5495 nucleotides. RefSeq names its product zinc finger protein 740a (gene znf740a). Gene Ontology annotation, cellular component: nucleoplasm; nucleus. Gene Ontology annotation, biological process: regulation of cytokine production; embryo development; negative regulation of transcription by RNA polymerase II. Lineage: Eukaryota; Metazoa; Chordata; Actinopteri; Cichliformes; Cichlidae. The record is from RefSeq and is a predicted model, not a curated record. Gene Ontology annotation, molecular function: DNA-binding transcription activator activity, RNA polymerase II-specific; RNA polymerase II cis-regulatory region sequence-specific DNA binding; DNA-binding transcription repressor activity, RNA polymerase II-specific.